This is a messenger RNA of Anastrepha obliqua, 1170 nucleotides long. RefSeq names its product E3 ubiquitin ligase Rnf121. Bases 133 to 1092 code for a protein of 319 amino acids. NCBI's taxonomy places the organism in Eukaryota, Metazoa, Arthropoda, Insecta, Diptera, Tephritidae. Gene Ontology annotation, molecular function: metal ion binding; ubiquitin protein ligase activity. Gene Ontology annotation, cellular component: Golgi membrane; endoplasmic reticulum membrane. The transcript is spliced from 6 exons. The record is from RefSeq and is a predicted model, not a curated record.
CUGUUUUUGUAGUUCGUGGCACGUUAAGGACCAGUUUUUUUUUAACAAAAGCCACAUAAAUGUUUACUAAUUAAUAAAAAAAAGCCAUUAGUUUAGUUCACGUAUAGAAUAGUAAAGCAAAAUAAACAAAAAAUGGAUGUUCCGGCGUUGCAUGCUCCUGUCGCCUGGAAUAAGUCUUUGGACGAAAUGACACCGGAGGAACGUAUGCGCGCCGAACAUCAACUGAUGCACGAAAAGCACAAGGGUCACGAGGCUAUGCAUUCUGAAAUGGUGCUUAUUCUAUUCAUAACUCUAAUUGUGGCACAGGUGAUAUUGGUGGAAUGGAAGAAGCGACAUUACAAAUCCUACUCGGCCAUUACACUGCUUGCGAUGUGGAUAAUACCGCUAGUGAUAUCAAUAUUUUAUAGUUUUAUACGAUUUGUUAUCAUCUGGGCGAUAUUUUCGUGUUUAACUGCAUUUGUUAUUCGAAAAGCUGUAAGCAAGCCGAUACAGCGCACUACUCCAAGAUUAGUCUACAAAUGGUUCUUACUAAUUUACCAAAUCAGCUAUUGUUUGGGUAUUGGUGGUUACCUUGUGAUGAUGGCUACAUUUUUGGGGUUUAAUUUUAUAUUCAGUCAAGCACCGAAUGUUUGGAUGGAUGCAGGACUGAUGUGUGUGUUCUAUGGCCUUUAUAUCGGUGUAUUAGGGCGUGACAUAUCAGAAAUAUGUUCAGAAAAGAUGGCGGUACAUAUUGGGUAUUAUACUCCACAAGGCAUCCCAACCCGUCACCUAGACGAUAAUGUAUGCGCAAUUUGCGGAAACCAGCUUUUGGUUAACGAAAAGGAGGAGGGUCUCUUCGAAAAUACAUACAAAUUGUCUUGUAAUCAUGUAUUUCACGAAUUCUGCAUUCGAGGUUGGUGUAUUGUUGGUAAAAAGCAGACUUGUCCAUAUUGCAAAGAAAAGGUUGAUCUCAAGAAAAUGUUUUGCAAUCCUUGGGAACGACCGCACGUACUUUAUGGACGUUUACUCGAUUGGAUUAGAUGGCUGGUAGCUUGGCAACCGCUCAUUUUCUUCAUAGUACAAGGCAUUAACUGGGCAUUGGGCUUAGAAUAGCAGACGUUAAUAUUUUCUAGUCGUUAACCAACGAAAACAAUAUGUAAAAGAAAUAAAUCACUUGUGGCAGUAUCAUUA